GCACCACCGCUCUGCGCCCCAGCGCAGGGCCAAGGCGAGGCGCACGGGCUCCGCUCCCGCUCCCGCUCCCGCCGGCGCCUGCGGCGCGGGCUGCUGUCUCUCUCGGGCGCUGAGGGGCAUGCGGAUCGAGAGAGGGGGGCUCUGCAAGCGUCGGGGCCACGCAGCCACCUGUGAGCCUCCCGCAACUGCGGGCGGCGGCAGCAUCUCCGGCCGGAGACAGGAGGAGACGCUUGGCGGACCCCGCCCGCCGGCCCGCCGGGCGCACACACAGGCGCACACACACUCGCACCCGCGCGCACACGCACAGCCAGCCGGCAGCGGCGGCCGCAGAGAUGCUAACAAGCAGGUCGGGGAAGUUUCCCGCCGGCCUCGGCCGCGGGCCCCGGUGCUUGCAGGUGUAGCGCCCCCGCGUGGCACGGGCGGCCGGGCGUCUCCAGCAUGACCCGCCGGAGCCUGUGGGACGUGUCGGAGGCCAACGUCGAAGAUGGAGAGAUCCGCAUCAACGUAGGAGGCUUCAAGAGGCGGCUGCGCUCGCACACCCUGCUGCGCUUUCCUGAGACGCGUCUGGGCCGCCUGCUGCUCUGCCACUCGCGCGAGGCCAUUCUGGAGCUCUGUGAUGACUACGACGAUGUCCAGCGUGAGUUCUACUUUGACCGCAACCCCGAGCUCUUCCCCUACGUGCUGCAUUUCUACCACACUGGCAAGCUUCACGUCAUGGCCGAGCUGUGCGUCUUCUCCUUCAGCCAGGAGAUCGAGUACUGGGGCAUAAACGAGUUCUUCAUCGACUCCUGCUGCAGCUACAGCUACCAUGGCCGCAAAGUGGAGCCCGAACAGGAGAAGUGGGAUGAGCAGAGCGACCAGGAGAGCACCACAUCCUCCUUCGAUGAGAUCCUGGCCUUCUACAACGAUGCCUCCAAGUUUGAUGGGCAGCCGCUGGGCAACUUCCGCAGGCAGCUGUGGCUGGCGCUGGACAACCCUGGCUACUCGGUCUUGAGCAGGGUCUUCAGCAUCUUGUCCAUCCUGGUGGUGUUGGGGUCCAUCAUCACCAUGUGCCUGAAUAGCCUGCCGGACUUCCAAAUACCUGACAGCCAGGGCAACCCUGGAGAGGACCCCAGGUUCGAAAUUGUGGAGCACUUUGGUAUCGCCUGGUUCACGUUUGAGCUGGUGGCCAGGUUUGCUGUGGCCCCUGACUUCCUCAAAUUUUUCAAGAAUGCCCUAAACCUUAUUGACCUCAUGUCCAUUGUACCCUUUUACAUCACUCUGGUGGUGAAUCUGGUGGUAGAGAGCACACCUACCCUGGCCAACUUGGGCAGGGUGGCCCAGGUCCUGAGGCUGAUGCGGAUUUUCCGCAUCUUAAAGCUGGCUAGACACUCCACUGGCCUCCGCUCCCUGGGCGCCACCCUGAAAUACAGCUACAAAGAAGUAGGGCUGCUUUUGCUCUAUCUCUCUGUGGGGAUUUCCAUCUUCUCUGUAGUGGCCUACACCAUUGAAAAGGAGGAGAAUGAGGGCCUGACCACCAUCCCUGCCUGCUGGUGGUGGGCCACCGUCAGUAUGACCACUGUGGGGUACGGGGAUGUGGUCCCGGGAACCACCGCAGGGAAGCUGACCGCCUCUGCCUGCAUCUUGGCGGGUAUCCUGGUGGUGGUACUGCCCAUCACCUUGAUCUUCAACAAGUUCUCCCACUUUUAUCGGCGCCAAAAGCAACUUGAGAGUGCCAUGCGCAGCUGUGACUUCGGAGAUGGAAUGAAGGAGGUUCCCUCUGUCAAUUUAAGGGACUACUAUGCACAUAAAGUUAAAUCCCUCAUGGCAAGCCUGACGAACAUGAGCAGGAGCUCACCAAGUGAACUAAGUUUAAAUGAUUCCCUACAUUAGCCGAGAGGACUUGUCAUCCUCAAACCUACGUUGCUGAGCUGCCUCUGGUGCCUCUGGCACAGUCCAGGCACCUUAGAGUUAUGGCGUAAGGAGUAUGCCCAGCCCCAAAGGGGAGAGAUGCAUGGGUUGUGCACCCCAGGUUGCUUUUACAGUAUUUAGAAUCCUUUUUAGAGGGUGUUGUGUCAGACACCAUGCCUUUGCACCCUUCAAUGAAAUGACACUCACUGGUCUUUGCAUCGUGGGCGUAAAAUGUUCACCUUUCUGCCAGAUGAGUACCACCCAGAAUGCUAAUUUUUUCUGUUUAUUGUGUACUCUCUUCUAGUGCUCGUGGCCCAGUACUGUCCGUGAGUUGUUUGUGCUCUUGUUUCUGAGGUUGUCAUGUGAGUUCUGUACAAAAAGCCCCCACAACUCUGUCCCGUGGAAACACAUUGGUGAGGUCAGCAAGGAUGUGAUGAGAUUUUGCCCAGUCAGCUGAAAACAAAAUCUCAGUUCUCUAUCCAUUGCUUUCAUUUAGUUUCGAUACCAAAACAAAGAACGUGAAGUUAAGCGCAUAUGACCGAUGCAAGGCUGUGAGUUGUUUUUACAAAUCAUCUGUAACUCUGUGGCUUGCAUGGGUACACUGAUGUUCAUCUCGUAAAUGUCACUUUUAGAGAAUGUUACUUAGUUAAACAUGUGGUGAAGGUUGAGUAUUUUUUUUCCCAAAAGAGAAGCAUUAGGGACAGGGCUUCAGCUAAAUGGGGGCUAAAUUGCGGGAUACCUGAAGACCUUCAAAAUCAGGCCUUCAUUUUCCUACGGUGGCCCUGGAGACAUUUAUUUCUGGCUGAGGUUCCUGGUCUAGGCCAUUGACCAAACUUUGCCGUGUCUUAGAUCAAAGCAUGUUUUUGAAAUAUUUAUUUUUUAAGAUGUUUAGAAAUAAGGUCGUGUUGUCUUUCUCAACUAAAAAGAGGUUUACUGUUGUAUUAUCUCCCUGAGGCAAACAUUAUUGGGUUGCUAGCAAGGGCAGUAGCUUAGAAACUUUGUUGCCUGCUCUGGUAGCUCAUAAAAUGAGAGCCCUUUUAUUUCCAAGCAGAACUUAGGUAAUUUUGCUUCCAGGAUACAGUAUGUUAUAUAGGAUGCUCUAAUUGCCCUGGAGUUCCUAGUUUGACAUGGAAACCGGGCGGCGUGCAAGUGUGUACUCAGAAUACAGCCAUGCAUGAAUGAAGCCUGUGUGGCUUACCCAGGAUGGAAAUACUGUAGUGAUUAUUUCCAUUUCAACAGCCUUUCGGUGGGAGAGGGUGGGGAGAGGCCAGGAGCAAGGAAAGAGCUGUAAAACACAACAUCGUUACUUCAUAAAAUGUCGCAUAUAAUGGCAAACUUCUUGCAAAGCUUGCGGCUACUUAAAAGACCUUUAAAUUUCUCCGCUUGUGCUGAAGGUUGAGAACGCUUUCCUUCUCCGCAAUGCCCUCGCUCCUCCUCUUCAGUCAACUAGCACACAACACGGUGAAGGCAAUCUGGGCCUCUUUGUAAUUAAUGUAGUUCUCUGUUAUCUUCCAGGUAGUCAGGUGGUUCGUCGGUUGGUUUUUGUUACUGUUCGGUCUUUGAAAAGGCUGCCGAAUCCUGGGGUCUCAGCGAGGAGAAAGGCUGGCUUUUUAUGCAAGUUUGGGGCCUUCUGCUGGUUGAAGAAAACACAUACCUCAGGAUCUUGUCAGAAGGCUUUGCUACUUAGAGUUGCCAUGGCUUCUACAGAGUGAGCAAUCUGUUGGAUGAAUGCACCAGUCCCUUACACCCCUGAGUUCCAAGUUCAAAUCCUUCCAUCGUACUGGAGCCUCAUGGGGGAAGGGCGAGGAGGUGGCCACUUCCUAAUGCCAGACAAUUUACUGUCUUCGUCUCUUGGUCAGAAGUAUCAGGAGAGAUGCGAUGACUUAGGGGCAACUGGCCACCAGGUCAGAAGAGCAGGUUGUUUUUUUAGCAUUUGCACUAGGCUCAUGUUUCCAGCAUUGGAUGGCAGAGAAUUUAUGAAACGAUUCCCAGCUGCACUGAGGGCAGGGGAGGGUACAAAUCUGUCAGGACCAUUCAGUUUGGCAAGGAUGAUGGUACCAGGUCACUGAGCGUGGUGUCCAUGGUCACAGGCCAUAAAGGUCAUGAAAAAGUUGAAACAAGGAAGGAGGCAGAAUAACUCAGUCACUCUCAUGAGUAUUUUUCUCAAAAGGCAGGUUUUACCACCAAAAAAGAGAUAUCCCUAGUGGUUGCUCUUCGCAGAUGCGAACGCUAGAAAACUUGACUUUUCAUUUUAGUAAUGACUUGCAUUUUUUUGGUGCCUUUCAUUGGGGGAAUCCCAAAGUGCUUUAGAGACUGUCUUUUUAACAUCUCUUGUAUAUAUUUAUACACUUGUAUAAAAUAUUGUUGUGCCCAUCCUGGAACGGCAGUCACUUCUGAGCAUGAGAAUGUCCUAAUAGCAUCGACUUCUCCAAGUGGUGGUUUCAGAUAAGAGGGAGAGAGAACAACCCAGCUGGCUUGAACCCUGGAGUUAAUUCCCACAAAGGAUGGCACCUGACUGUGGCCCAGGAGAAAGAACCUUCCUCUCCUCCAGAGUACCACCGAGGGACAGAGUUCACAAGUGCUCUCAAUUGGGCUCUGACUGAUACUAGAUAACAUCUUUAUGUAGCAGUUUCUUCUGGCCUCUGAAACUAAUCAGGGAGGAUCAGGUUAAUUUUGUGCUCUGUUUCUGGAGUUAAGACUAUAAUUAUGAGGUGAUGUCUUCGGCCACCAAGCUGUCAGACUGACCCAUAUACCUCCUCUAGGGGGACCCGAUAGAAAGCUUCAGGUUGCUUAUUUCCGGCUGUGGCUCAAGAGCAGCUCCCUCUCAGCAUUUCCAAUGCCGUUGGGACACGUAUAUGGACCAGGCUCUUCUCACUACGUAUGUGAAGAGCACUUCAAAAGUGCCAGUUGGGAAGUGACACUGUGUCUUGACCGCAUGGAUAUUGGUUAUAGGUUUUUGUUUUCUGCCAAAGGCCCUCAUUUCCUGGGUUUGCUCCCGAGGAGGGGCAUGUUGCAAUGCCGAGCCGAUUUGUAGCUCCUAAGGUAGUAAUUGGUAUUUAAUAUUCGGAUUUGUUAUUUCUACUUCUCUUAGUACUCGAAUAACUGAACUACCUGCUAAUUCUUGCCUCAUUUCAAAGGAAAUGAUUUGUUCUGCACUUUGGGAUAGCAGUGAUCUGUACAGGCUUCGUGUUGUCUACUUGAAGGCUUAACUGGUAUUUCCUGUAUGUUUUAACAGCAUGACUUGUUACAGAGUUGUAAUUUUCAAAAUUGAGAACGCUGUAUUUGCGAUGUCAGUUUUAACACUCAUUAACACACUACUGUGCAAGCAUUAA
This is a messenger RNA of Leopardus geoffroyi (Geoffroy's cat), 5222 nucleotides long. It is a transcript of the gene KCNS2, whose product is annotated as potassium voltage-gated channel modifier subfamily S member 2. Gene Ontology annotation, biological process: potassium ion transmembrane transport; protein homooligomerization; regulation of delayed rectifier potassium channel activity. Gene Ontology annotation, cellular component: membrane; voltage-gated potassium channel complex. The record is from RefSeq and is a predicted model, not a curated record. Gene Ontology annotation, molecular function: voltage-gated potassium channel activity; protein binding. The coding region runs from base 439 to 1872 and encodes 477 amino acids. Lineage: Eukaryota; Metazoa; Chordata; Mammalia; Carnivora; Felidae. The transcript has 2 exons.